Molecule: messenger RNA, 111 nt
Organism: Echinococcus granulosus
Lineage: Eukaryota; Metazoa; Platyhelminthes; Cestoda; Cyclophyllidea; Taeniidae
Exons: 2
Coding region: 1-111 (36 amino acids)
Source: RefSeq, a predicted model, not a curated record
AUGUCCGUCUGUGGUGAUGUUCCUGCACAGGAACUAUGCAAGAAGAGGGGCACAUCCGCAUUGCCUCAACCCUCCAUUGACGCCUUCCAGUGGGAGCGCCGAAAGCACUGA